This is a messenger RNA of Macadamia integrifolia, 4032 nucleotides long. RefSeq names its product homeobox-leucine zipper protein REVOLUTA-like. Bases 1294 to 3822 code for a protein of 842 amino acids. Gene Ontology annotation, molecular function: lipid binding; DNA-binding transcription factor activity; DNA binding. The record is from RefSeq and is a predicted model, not a curated record. The transcript has 18 exons. NCBI's taxonomy places the organism in Eukaryota, Viridiplantae, Streptophyta, Magnoliopsida, Proteales, Proteaceae.
AUGUGCGGGCCGGGCAAGAAACUUGUUUUUAAUUCCUCACUAGUGUGUUCGGCUGUAGAGUAGCUGCUUUCUCUGCUAUUUCUGCUCUUCCACUUCACUCUUCUUUACUUCCACCACUAUUCGCUUUGAAAAGGCAAAAUCGAUCUACGAUUCUACGUUGCAGGUUCAGCUCCCUUUCCUCUUAAACCUUUCAUGUCCUUCGCAUUUUCUCUCCCGACGCUUCUUUCCUGCUGAGAUGGUUAGGGUUUCAGUGUCUCCCUUAAGCUUCCCUCCAUUUGCACACUUUUUUUGACUCUUUGAUGUGGAUGAGAAAAGGGCUCUCUCCAGUCUCCACGAAGAGACCCGUCUCUAGGUGGAGGAGUAAACUACCGUUUUCUGAUCUAGUACCCCUCAUCAUCCUCCUUUCUUUUUUCGAAUCUGUGACGAUUUGAGCUUCUGACGUAUUAUUGUGAGAUCGACGGUUUCUGGAAAUAUUGCUUUUGCUUUACUGUGCUUGUCUGCAAGUCCGAGUUUGAAACGUGAAGAUUGUGGUUCGAACUUCCAAUAAAGGAGCUCUCCUGGGUGCCACUCGGUAGUUUUGACUUGCAGUUUUUGCGGGGAAGAAACUGAUAAAGUGCUCCUACUUUAGCAGUCCUCUCUUUUGUCUGGGCACACUGUUCUGCGGUUACGAGUUCGGGAUCGAGGUAGAUAGCAAAAUUUUCCGCGUUGAAGCUCUUCCUUGAGUUAUUCUCCUCUACGGUAGCUUGGAUUUUCGGGGAUUUAUAGGUUGGAAUCUUCUUGUUUGUUCAACCUUAAAAGCUCGCGACGAGUAUUCUUCUUUUGAGGUUUUAGUUCUGCGAUUGUAAGGUCGAAGUUGCAAGAUAUUAACUCCUGAUUUGAACGCCAUUAAUGAAAAAAGUGAACCACUUCCCCAAAGAGGAAUGAGAUGGUUUUGUUCAAAGUGACAGCAUCAGGAAGUUCCAGAAAAUCGCAACGUGCAGGCAUCUUCUCGACUAAAAAGAAAGGUUUCAGACAAGACAAACAGCGGAGUUUACAGAAGCUAGUUUGAGCUUUUUGGUCGUAAUUUCGUAAAUACGGUGACAGUUUAAUCCUUAGAAAAGGUCUUUUUGUGUGUCUCUUUUAUCAAAUCCGCUUAAGUUCUUACUCAACGUGCGUUUUUUCGCCCGUUUUUUCUCAAAGACGGAGUUGGCGAGAGAAUCUUAAGCAAAAUAACUUGCAGAAAAGGGCGCUCAGAGCUUCUACUUCUGUCUCUUUCUUCUGCAAAGCGGACUUUGCAGUCUUGUGGAGUAAAAAAUGGCAAUGGCCGUGGUUCCGCAUAGGGAGAGCAGCAAUAGUAGCAUCAAUAAGCAUCUCGAUAACGGAAAAUAUGUACGUUACACCGCCGAGCAGGUCGAAGCUCUAGAACGAGUAUACGCGGAGUGCCCCAAGCCGAGUUCGAUGCGACGGCAGCAGCUGAUCCGCGAGUGCCCCAUCUUGUCCAACAUCGAACCCAAGCAGAUCAAAGUCUGGUUUCAGAAUCGCAGGUGCCGAGAGAAGCAAAGAAAAGAGGCUUCUCGACUCCAAACUGUGAACAGGAAGUUAACUGCCAUGAACAAGCUGUUGAUGGAGGAGAAUGAUCGCCUUCAAAAGCAGGUAUCACAGCUGGUGUACGAAAAUGGGUACAUGCGGCAGCAAUUGCAAAACGCAUCUGCAGCAACUACCGAUGGAAGCUGUGAGUCUGUAGUUACCACACCUCAGCAUCCACUUAGAGAUGCGAAUAAUCCCGCUGGACUCCUCUCCAUUGCAGAGGAGACCUUGGCAGAGUUCCUUUCAAAGGCUACAGGAACGGCUGUUGAUUGGGUCCAGAUGCCUGGGAUGAAGCCUGGUCCGGAUUCGGUUGGGAUUGUUGCCAUUUCACACAGUAGCAGUGGAGUGGCAGCCCGAGCCUGCGGUCUAGUGAGUUUAGAACCCACAAAGAUUGCAGAAAUCCUUAAAGAUCGUCCAUCUUGGUUUCGAGAUUGCCGGAGUCUUGAAGCCUUUACCAUGUUUCCAGCUGGAAAUGGAGGGACAAUUGAACUGUUAUACAUGCAGAUGUAUGCUCCAACUACACUGGCUCCUGCACGGGACUUCUGGACUCUGAGAUACACUACAAAUUUAGAAGAUGGCAGUCUUGUGGUCUGUGAGAGAUCAUUAUCUGGUUCUGGUGCUGGCCCAAAUGCAUCAGCCACUUCCCAAUUUGUAAGAGCUGAGAUGUUACCCAGUGGUUAUUUGAUUAGGCCGUGUGAUGGGGGAGGGUCAAUCAUACACAUUGUUGACCACCUAGAUCUUGAGGCCUGGAGUGUGCCAGAGGUGCUGCGACCUCUAUAUGAGUCAUCGAAAGUUGUGGCUCAGAAAAUGACAAUUGCAGCGCUGCGCCACAUCAGGCAGAUAGCACAGGAGACCAGUGGUGAGGUAGUAUAUGGAUUGGGCAGGCAGCCAGCUGUUCUUCGGACUUUUAGCCAGAGAUUGAGCAGAGGAUUCAAUGAUGCCAUUAAUGGAUUUAAUGAUGACGGCUGGUCAUUGAUGAACUGUGAUGGUGCUGAAGAUGUAGUCGUUGCUGUUAAUUCGACCAAGAAUGUGGGAACUGUUGCCAAUCCUGUCAAUGCUCUUCCCUUGCCUGGAGGCAUCCUCUGUGUGAAGGCAUCCAUGCUACUCCAAAAUGUUCCUCCUGCAUUGCUGACCCGGUUUCUGAGGGAGCACCGUUCUGAGUGGGCUGAUUUCAACAUUGAUGCCUAUUCCGCUGUGUCGUUGAAAGCUGGCUCAUACGCUUUCCAGGGAUUGAGAUCCACAAGGUUUUCUGGGAGCCAAGUCAUCAUGCCUCUCGGUCAAACAGUGGAACAUGAAGAGAUGCUUGAAGUAAUUCGACUUGAAGGUCAUGCCCUUGCUCAAGAAGAGGCUGUUCUAUCCAGGGAUAUUCAUCUCUUACAGAUUUGUAGUGGAGUAGAUGAGAAUGCAGUGGGAGCCUGCUCUGAACUUGUUUUUGCUCCAAUUGAUGAAAUGUUUCCAGAUGAUGCUCCACUGCUACCCUCAGGGUUUCGGAUUAUACCGUUGGAUUCGAAAACAAGCGAGACACAAGAUGCAUUGGGUGCACAUCGGACGUUGGAUCUGGCUUCCAGUCUUGAAGUAGGCCCUGCCAUUAACCGGGCGUCUGGAGAUGCUUCUCCAAGUACCUGUAAUGGGCGGUCGGUGCUGACCAUUGCUUUCCAAUUCCCUUUUGAGAACCAUCUUCAGGAUAAUGUUGCAACAAUGGCUAGGCACUAUGUUCGCAGUGUGAUUUCUUCCGUUCAAAGGGUUGCAAUGGCCAUUUCUCCUUCAGGACUUAGCCCACAUGUGGGGCCAAAGUUAUCUCCAGGCUCUCCGGAAGCUCUUACACUUUCUCAGUGGAUCUGCCAGAGCUACAGUUACCAUCUGGGAACAGAAUUGCUGUCUGAUUGCCAAAGUGGUGGUGACUCAGUUUUGAAACAACUCUGGCACCAUCCUGAUGCGAUAUUAUGCUGCUCGUUAAAGACCCUACCAGUUUUCUCCUUUGCCAACCAAGCAGGGCUCGACAUGCUGGAAACCACACUGGUGGCUCUACAGGACAUCACGCUGGAUAAGAUAUUUGAUGAAUCGGGUCGGAAGGCAUUGUGUUCAGACUUCUCUAAGUUGAUGCAACAGGGUUUUGCGUAUCUGCCGCCUGGACUCUGCAUCUCAACCAUGGGGCGCCACAUUUCCUACGAACAAGCCAUUGCCUGGAAAGUUCUUGGGGAGGAGAACACCGUUCACUGUCUCGCAUUUUCUUUUGUCAACUGGUCUUUUGUGUAAAAUAUUAUUUAUUGGUCCAAGCCACACGCAGUAGCGAGAGAAAGAGAAAAAAAGUUUUGUACUAUUUAAUUCAUGUUUACUUUUAGUAUUUUUUUCUUUCCGCAAAAUCCUGGACUCUGUGACCAUGUAGAGUGUGUUUUUCUGGAAACAGAGUAGCAUGGAGAAAAGAAAUCGAAAUUAAUGAACGAAAUGUUAAACCUUUGGUUCAAA